Messenger RNA from Planococcus citri (citrus mealybug), 3961 nucleotides. Its product is annotated as protein KRTCAP2 homolog. The record is from RefSeq and is a predicted model, not a curated record. Bases 149 to 550 code for a protein of 133 amino acids. NCBI's taxonomy places the organism in Eukaryota, Metazoa, Arthropoda, Insecta, Hemiptera, Pseudococcidae. The transcript is spliced from 5 exons.
AUCGCCAUAUUGUUGAUAUUUUGUAAAGUUCCAGCAUCAGACCGGCGAAUUACACGUAUUCACUCAAAAUUUGGUUACAAUUUUCAAUGGUAUGAAGAAAUUUUAAACGUCUAUUCUUCGUUGAAUUUGUUUGCAAAACGUUCCCAUCAUGGCUGUUUCCAGUCAAAUGUCGUUCACCAUUUCCAUUACGUUGGCCUUAUUACUAUUCUCAGGAAUGCAAGCGAACAAGCAAUGGAUUUCGGCUACUCCAAUUCAAACAAUAUUCGGUGGUUUUGUCGGAUCACUCAUAUUCAUCUUUAGCUUAACGGCUGUGGGCAAUCUUGAAACUAUUAUGUUUGGCAAGAACUUUCAAACUAAAUUGUUCCCCGAAGUUGCAUUAUGUUAUUUAUUUACCUUCAUUUCGUCUGCAAUGGUUCACCGUGUUUGCGUUACAACAGCGCUCAUAUUGUCAUCUAUUUCGUUAUAUUAUAUGAAUUCAAUAUCUCAAAAGACUCAUGCAGUUGUAGCACCACCUCCUCCGGUCAUUCCUGCUCGUAAAAAGAAACACUGAAUCGAACAAAUUUUCGUUUAUUGGUUUUAUUAUUAUUGUUUUCGUGAAUUUGUGUCUUCGCAAUUCUGUGUACAUGAUUUGUAUACCUGUGUAAAUAACCGUAUCGUACAAUUUUUAGUUUUGCUCCUUUUUUUAUUUCCCCAAUUAUCCAUGUUAUUCUUAUAUUUUGUUCAAAAAUUGUUUCUAUGUCGUAAAAUUUGAAUAAAAAUUAGAUUUGCUAGUAAAACAAAACUUUCAAUCGUGUGAUAUUUUUAAUUUAUAUAAUUACUUCGUUAUGAAGUAGCAAGUGCAACUUUUUCGAGAAAUAAUUAUCCAUUUUGUUUUUAAAAUUACCAAAACUUUCACGAUUCAGUUUCAUUGUCACAAACGAUCAAAUCAUAAAAUUUUCUAAACUGACUUUAUUAUUUCCAGUCAAUUUAUCGCCGCAAUAAAUAUGUAUUCUCUUCAGCUCUCAAAAAAUUACAUCGAAGUGCAAGUAAAUCCGUAGUUUUUCUUUUGAUGAAAAUAAUUUACCUUCGUCUUUUGAAAGGAAAUAAUCUCUCAAACAAAAUUCGAUACACUGGAAUAAACAACCUAUGGCUAUUUUACAUUUUUCUCUUUAUUUUGCAAUCAUAGGCUUUAGAAAGAGCUGCUUUCGCGUAUUCGAUGGUUUAAUUUCGAAAAAUACCACAGAAUAAAUCAAAUUAUCAAUAUGAUUUCUUUUGCUAUAUCUAUUUGAAAACGAAAAAUAAUGGAUACCGGAGAACGUAUUGAAAAUUGCAAAAUAAGUGAAUUUUUUAGACGAAUACUUUUUGUUCUUUAUAAGUAAUGCCUAUUAAUCACGAAGGGUAAAAAGUUUUUUAAAGUCAUUUUGAUUGAAUCUUCUCAUUCAUCUUCUUCAGACAGUUUGCUUUUUUCUCGGAGUAAACAAUUUCCAUAGUUUGAUGAUUUUUCGAUAUGCGAACGCGAAAAGUAGGCUAUGUAAGGCUUGCUGCGUUUUUUUCUUCUAUCAUUCCCCUUGUCUCAGCAUUAUUUUACUUUUUACGAUUUCUUGAAACCUGGAGCGAAUUUUUGUCUCUUACUACCACAAAUAUUUCACAAAAGUGAAACUUAUUAUCAUUUUCAAGAAUUCUUGCACAGAUCUGACAUUUAGGUAGGUAAUGUUUUUUUUUUUUUUUUCAAAGGAGGUUCUUGAUUUUUUUAUUGAACCCACAUUUGGUGACUUGAAACAUGGGACACCUUGUAUACUUAUAAGCCACGUUUUCAUUUCAAAACAAAAACUUUUUAUUUUCUCGUGUUGUUGAGAGCUUUUAACGGUACGUAUUCGUAAUGCAGCUAUGAAAACUUUACUACCGACACCGACGUUAUUUUUUGGAAAAUAUAGUAUAAAAAUAUUUUAAAAUUCAAAACGAUUUCAGCUUCAUUAUCACCUCGACAUUGCACGUGCACGAAAUACGGUUAAAAUAGGUAUCAAAUAAAAAUCAUAUUUUUUUUCUUUGCAUCUUCUUACAUUCGAUAAAAAUUGGCUAAAAGUUUUCACAAACCAUCGUCGUUGUGUCGAUGGCAACGAAUUCCAUAGCUUUUCAAGGGCGAAGAUAAACUUUUUAUAGGUGUUUUUCUGUUAAAGGCAAACGAUUAUUAUAGUAAAACUUCGUAGUUAUAAAGUGAAUUACAAAUUAAAUUUAUGUCAAGCAAAUUUUACCAGUAAGUGUUAUUUCUUCGAUAAUGGUGGUUCUAUCAGGGGAGUAUUUUUCAAAAAAUACAAACUAUGGAAAUCGGUUUCUAGCAAGGUACAUGGAAAUCAAAACUUACCAUGUUGUAACAUAAAACCCAAAGGAAUGCCAGAGACAAGAAAUGAAAAGUAGGUCUAAGCCAUGUCAAAUCGUGAUAUCGUCAUUGUGUAACUUACCUAUAUGUGGUUGUUUUCUCUCUGUUUUGCUACCGAAUCAACACAUUUUUUUAUCGAAAAUUUACAUCUAUUACGUCAAUAUUCUUCAUCACUUAUGAUUCGCAAACCCUACUCCGCUCCUUUUAACCCAAGCAAUUUAAUUUUUUCCAGGAGAACGUUAUAAAUAAUAAAUUCCAUCGAUACUGUACUCGCAAAAUACGAAUUAAAAAACGUAGGCAUGAAGUGGAUAACGAUUUUUAAUUAUAUUCUCUCUCUAAUCGCGUCACAGCUUUAUCGUAUUGCUGAUUCGACGUAAACGGCAAAUAAUGAAUAGGUAUUCGUUAACGAUGGAUUUGCCAUAUCGAAAUAUUCGUUUAUUCGACAUGCACCGUAGCUACCUACUUCAAACCUAGACCAACAUAGCAUAAUGAGUACGUAUUCGAUUGCAAUAAUAAGGUACCUACUAAAAAGCAUUUUGUAUCAUUCAAAUCCUUAAAAGAAUGGCCUUGUAUUAUACUUGUACAUUGUUGAUUGUUUUUCUUUUUUUGAGUAUAGGUAUCUAUGAUACUUUUUUCAUUGUUUCCAAAGGUCGAGAGUAAAGACGUCUCCAGUUUUGUAAUUUAAAAUUUUGCUAAUUUAUAAAAUUUUUCGCGAAUCAAGAAUCUUCGGGAGAAUUGUUUUCUAACCCAGAUCAGUACAUGUUUCAGAGAAUCUACCUGAGGAACAAAAAUUGAUUUUUUUACUCGUACAAAUUUGAAUUCAUAUUUUGUAAUACCUACGAGAUGGGUUUACUUUUUCUCAGUUGUAAGUACAUAAUGUAGAUUUAGGCACAGAAAGAUUUAAGGGUGGUGCUAAAAAUGUUCUCCGAAUAUUUUUUACCUAUAAAAAUAGAGCCAAUUCGGUAAAUUAGGUAGGUACCUACCUAAGCACUUGAAAAUGACUUAGCAGAAUAGCCAUAGAUGAGACAAUACCUACACAGCCAUAACUGAGGGCAUGGACAUCAGAGUAAACCUAAGUAAACAGGGUGUCUACUAGGUCGCUAUAGCGUUAAAAGUCGCGAAAAGUCGCGAUUUUGAAAAUAGGGCGCUAAAGUCGCGAAAAGGUCGCGAUUUUCGCCAAAAAUACCAAAAAGUCGCUAUAAAUUGUCCAAACUUCAAAUUUUAAAAACUUUUCUUAUUUUUAGUUGAUGGCGAUUGGUAAAAAAAAACAUUUUUUUCGUUGGAAAUUUUUUUUUGGGGGGGGGAGGUACUUUUAACUGAAAAAAAGUCGCUAAAAGUCGCGAAAAAAAGUUGCUAAAAGUCGCGAAAAGUCGCUAUUUUUGAAAAUUAAAUUUUGGUAGACACCCUGGUAAAUUAUAGCAGAUGCUUGUGAAAUAAUUUUCAGAAAUAAUGUUAAUUCAUAAAUUGAUUAAUAAUGCUUUAUUCUGAUUUUUAUAAUUCAUCAAAAAGUCACAUUUUGAAUGUGUAGAUACAGAUUCAUAGUUAUAGAUAUUUAUAAUUUGUGUAACGUAAACCCUUUUUUUUUUUUUUUUUUUUUUUUUUUUU